This is a messenger RNA of Saccharomyces paradoxus, 2733 nucleotides long. It is a transcript of the gene SEC15, whose product is annotated as Rab GTPase-binding exocyst subunit SEC15. The transcript has a single exon. The record is from RefSeq and is a predicted model, not a curated record. Gene Ontology annotation, cellular component: membrane; exocyst. The coding region runs from base 1 to 2733 and encodes 910 amino acids. Gene Ontology annotation, biological process: Golgi to plasma membrane transport; intracellular protein transport; exocytosis. Lineage: Eukaryota; Fungi; Ascomycota; Saccharomycetes; Saccharomycetales; Saccharomycetaceae.
AUGGACCAAGAAGGCCAGCCAUUGCUUUCAAAAGAUUUUCAACAGGUUCUGCUGGCUACUGCAUCCGGAAACAAUUCAUCAUGGACAGAAAGGACUGUUCCCAACAAUGAAAGUACAGAUACAGUGAAACACGAUCCUACGCUGGGACAAAACGAUGUAUUUGAUUUAGAUCCUUUAUCAUUUGAUAAAUGGGUACCCUUUCUAAGAAGUGCACUUGAUAAAAACCAAUUGGAUCCCGUGAUUGAUGAAUUGGAAAACUCGAUUGAGGAUAACUUUCAAGGUCUGGAAUUGCAGUUAUUACAAGACUCUCAAAUGAAUGAUAAACUGGAAACAUCUAUAGAUGAAAUCGCAAACAUCCAAGGUAUGGUACAAGAUACUCUAUCCAGCGAAAUUUCCAAAUUUCAAACGAAAUUAAGUGAGUCAGCAAAUGAAUUAAUUGUCAAGAAACAAAUGUAUGUUAAUAACAAAAAAAUUUCAUUGAAAAUUUCAGAAGCCACAAUUUUGAUCACUAAGGUUGUUAGGAUCUUAGAAUUAUCUAGCAAAUGUCAAGAGUUGAUUACUGAAAGAAAGUUUUUCAAAGUCUUACAAAACUUGGAUAGUUUGGAGAAAUUGUAUCUACAAGAAUUCAAGAAUUACAAUUUCCAAUUUUUAAUUGAAAUUUACAAUUCUAUACCAUUUUUACAGAAAGUUACCAAGGAUGAGUGUAUAAAUUUGAUUAGGAACUCUCUGAAUUUAAAUUUAGGAAAGAAUUUGAUAAAGGUGGGGCAAGAAUUCGUGGCAAUUUACGAGAAUGAAUUACUUCCGCAAUGGCUUGAAACUAGAUCUAAAAUGAAGUUGAUAAACUUUAAAUUUAAUUCGCCUGUUGAGAUUUCCAUGAGAGAUGAAUCUUCUCUAGUAAAGCUGAACUUCGGUGAAUUUUUCCAAUUAGAUGACUUCCACGAUUCUAUAAUGAUUUUCCAAAACUUAAACGAAUUGAGCACCCUCUCCGGCGAGUUUAAUAAAGAAUAUGAACUGAGGAAGACAAAACUAAUGUACCCGUUGAUAUGGAAGAAGAAUAAAACAGCUGCAUAUCAAAUGGAUUCGUUAUUACGAGGUACAGGUACUACUGCUGGUGCAGCUGCGCAUGAUAUCUCGACGGAUGAUUCUUUCACACAAAGUUUGAGUUUAUCCUUUUUGCAGGAUUAUUUUUUGAAAAUUCUCGGUUUCUUAUUGUAUGAUAUUAAUUUAAAUAAAGCUACCGAAUUUAUCCUUGUUGAUAAUAACUAUAAUUCUACAAAUGAAUUUUGGGAUGGACUCAUGAAUAGAUUGUCACCGUAUUUGAAUUAUUUCAUCGAUGAAAGGCUAAAAACAGAAGAAGAUAUGAUUAAAUUAAAAGAUUUUCUUUGUAUUUAUGUUGCCAUUUUAGAAAAUUUUAAAUUGAACAUCGAACCUCUAUAUAAAAUUUUGGUUUCAAUUUUCGAGAAAUUCUGUUCUGUUUCCUUGAGUGCCUUUAAGAAUGAAUUUCAAAUCUUGUUAAAUGACGAUGAUUUUAUGCCUUUAUCCAUCAAUGACAAGGCAUUAUAUGAGAAAGUUUUAAAGAUUUGUUGGAUGAAGGAGGACGAACAUCUUCACCCACCAGAUUCAACAAACGGAGAACCGUUUUCUGUGACUUUACCUUUUUCUCCAUUAUACCCAAUGACAUGUACACUGGCUAAGAAAACGUAUUCUAAAAUAACCGCAUUCCUAUCCAUAUUUUAUCGUCAUGAAUUACACACUUUGAAUAAUAUCCUAGUAAAAACAAUGGACGAUAUAUUUAAUAACAUUGUGAAUAAAAAAAUCCGCUCUAAACUUGAAAGCACCUCGAGAGAAGAAAUUGCACAAAUCUUAAUCAAUUUAGACUAUUUCAUCAUAGCAGCGAAAGAAUUUAGUAAUUUCAUGACAAGAGAGAAUAUUUUACAAAACCCGGAUAUGGAAAUACGAUUAUCUUCGAUAAAAUAUCUUGCUGAAAGCAGGAAGCUGGCUGAAACAAAGCUAAUUGAAUUGAUCGAUUCUAAGAUAUCAGAUAUUCUUGAAACUAUUGAAAUUGACUGGAAAAUAAGGGAGGUAAGGCAAGACCCAGAUAUUUCCAUCAUUGAUCUGGCACAAUUCUUAGAAAUGAUGUUUGCCAGCACACUACAAAAUUUACCAUAUAGCGUUCAAACGUUAUUGAUUUUCCGUGAGUUUGACUCCUUAACGAGACAAUUCAUGGAUCUAUUAUUGCAUGACACACCAAGUAUAAUUACACAUGAGAGCAUAAUAAAUUUUGAAGUUGACAUCAAUUAUUUAGAGAGCAUUAUUCCUAGGAUAUUCCCCUCUACACCAGGUACUAUAGACAGUAAUGGAUACCAGUCGCCAAUGACACCUUCGACACCCACAUUUCCAAAUGCCAACGGCGUUGACGCUCCAACGUUAUUUGAAAAUAAUAUUAAAUCGCUAGAAGCUACAUUUAUGGAAUUGAAGCAGUGUAUAGAGUUACUAAAGGCUCAGGGAAAAGACUAUAAUGAACCAGAAAUAAGAUUAAGAAAAUAUUCAAGAAUUAGACAGGAAGAUGCCGCUCUUUUAUUGAGCAAAAUUCAGCACUUCGUCUCCUCUGUGGAUGGAGCUAACGGUGAUGAUAAUAGCGUUAUGGAUAGCAGCAGUAUAUUCAACUCUGAAUCAGCGAGUGUCAUUGACUCCAAUACGAGCAGGAUAGCAAAAUUUUUCAAUAGACGUUAG